UCUUUAAUAAAGCAAGCAAAAAGAAGCAUUGAAACGAAACAAUUAUUAGAAGCUAAUGGAAGAAAAGGAGCUUGUUUCGUUAUUCAUAAAGCAAACCCACUAACAUUUACAUACCUUACCUCCCCUUUAAACCCAAUCUCUUCUUUCUCACCAAGUUUAGCAUCAUCCCCGUCCUUCGCCACCAAGAAAAAUUAGUUCCAUUCCCGGCCCCUACAUAACAGAAUGAACACCUCUUCUUUUUCCAUUUUGUAUAGGAAGAAAAGUUCUCAAACAUUCAAAACCUUGGCUUCGGGAGUGAAUUAGAGAAAGAAAGAAAGAGAGAAAUGAGUGCAGAUUGGGGACCGGUCAUUGUUGCAGUAGUUUUGUUCAUCCUCUUGUCGCCAGGGUUGCUGUUCCAGCUGCCAUCGAGGACUAGAGUGAUAGAGUUUGGUAACAUGUGCACAAGUGGGAUAGCCAUCCUGGUUCAUGCCAUUAUAUACUUCUGCAUAAUUACCAUCUUGAUCAUUGCAAUUGGUAUUCACAUACAUGUUGACUGAUCUAAAGUCUCAAGAAAAGGGUAACCCUUCCCUUUUUUUUUUCUUUCUUUCUUUGGCUCCCCAAUUUGUUUUCUUAAGAUGGAGCUCAUAUUCUACCUUCUUUCUUAUUAUCAAUCUGAUUUCGUUUUUCCUUUAUUUUUCUUCACUAUUUUAUUCAUUGUUGUUUGCGAGAGAAACCUUGAAAUGUGUAAUAAUGAAGCUAUUUCUUGACAAGGUGGUUUCACUUGUAAUUUAUCCAAGAUUGAUUGAUUGACGGAUGAUGGUCAUAUGAACGAAUUUUUCAACUCUGCUCUCUAAAAUCCCAAAAAAUUUUCAGCAUAUAUUUCUCUUUCCUUGAGUUUCUUUACUGGUCCUAGCCAAAUGAAAGUGCAAUAUUAGUUAUUUGUGAAUUAUCAAACCGUUAAAAAAGGGGGCGACUGUCCUUUAGAUUGCCUUUGACAGUG
This is a messenger RNA of Durio zibethinus, 979 nucleotides long. RefSeq lists its product as uncharacterized. The record is from RefSeq and is a predicted model, not a curated record. NCBI's taxonomy places the organism in Eukaryota, Viridiplantae, Streptophyta, Magnoliopsida, Malvales, Malvaceae.